Messenger RNA from Closterium sp. Naga37s-1, 720 nucleotides. NCBI's taxonomy places the organism in Eukaryota, Viridiplantae, Streptophyta, Zygnematophyceae, Desmidiales, Closteriaceae. The record is from the annotation of a GenBank genome assembly.
AUGCCGCAGUGUUUGCGCCCGCACUCGUCGCACGCCCUGUGCGAGGUGGCAGCGGGGGAGCACUGGACGUCCCCGGCCAAUUGGGCCAGCUCGUUUGAAGCACCUCGGCGGCGGAAUUCCCUUCUGUCUUCGCCACCUCCCCCGUUCCCCUCCUCCCCCGUUCCCCUCCUCCCCCGUUCCCCUCCUCCCCCGUUCCCCUCCUCCCCCGCUCCUCACCUCCCCCACUCCCCCCAUCCUCACCUCCCCCCUCCACACGGCGCAGCCUCCCUGCGCACUGAGCAGCCUCCCUGCGCACUGAGCAGCCUCCCUGCGCACGGAGCAGGCGGGCGGGCAGUUGGGCACAGCAAGAUGCGCAUCUCCCCUGCCGGCCUGCCCCACUGUGCUGUGUCGCCAUGCCUCUCUCUCUGCUGGGCUGGGAGACACACAACACACCACACCACCCUCCCCCUUCCCCCAAUCCCCACCUCCCCACCUCCCCCUCUCCCCCGAUCCUCACAUCCCCACUCCACAUGGCACAGCCUCCCUGCGCACUCGCAGCCGGGAAGGCAUCUCCUCGCUGGCCACGGGAAGGCAUCUCCUCGCUGGCCACGGGAAGGCAUCUCCUCGCUGGCCACGGGAAGGCAUCUCCUCGCUGGCCACAGUCCUGCGCAUCUCCUCUGUGGCCUGCCUCGCUGUGCCUUCAUGCCUCUCCCCUGGGACAGCUUUUCAGGCGCCUCAACA